GCCCCACCUCUCUCUCUCUCUCUCUCUCUCUCUUUGUGUGUGUUUUCUCUCUCUAGGAAAGGAGCUCUGGGCCGUUGGAUCCGAGAUGUGCGGAGGAGCGAUCAUCUCCGACUACAUCCCCGCCGCCGCGGCGAGGAGGGCGACGGGGCAGCACCCGUGGGCGGAUCUGAAGACGACGAAGAAGAAGAAGAAGUCGGCGCCGAGUCGCGGGGUUGCGGAUGUCGACGACGACUUCGAGGCCGACUUCGAGGAGUUCGAUGGCGAGUCCGAGGAGGACGACGAUGUGGAUGUGGAUGUGGAUGUGAAGCCCUUCGUGUUCACCGCAAAAUCCACCCUCUCUCGUGGAUUUGAUGGGCAUGCGGCUAAACUAGCCAGCCAGAAGAGAAAGAGUCGAUACAGAGGGAUUCGCCAGCGCCCGUGGGGCAAAUGGGCUGCGGAAAUUAGAGACCCCCGCAAAGGGGUUAGGGUCUGGCUCGGUACGUUCAACACCCCGGAAGAGGCUGCUAGAGCUUAUGACGUGGAAGCCCGCCGGAUUCGCGGGAAGAAAGCCAAAGUGAACUUUCCAGAAGCCGGCAUAACUUCCCAAAAGCGCUCUUCUAAGCCAAGUGCUCCGGCGGCAACCAAACAAAACCCACCGUCGGAGAAGUUGGACUUCACGCAGUCCUUUGAUUACAUGAAUUACCCAGAAACCAAAUUGUAUUCUUCUCUCGCGGAGGAGCUUAGUAAACCAAAAGCACUUCCUGAGGGAGCUGGCAAGAAUCUCUUCUCUGAUCAAGGAAGCAACUUUUUUGAUUACACAGACUUCGCAUGGGAAACUAAGGUUGAAACACCUGAGAGUGCAUUGAUUUCCGCUCCCUCUAUAGCCAAUCAUGUUGAAUCUGAGAUUCCGGAGUACGGGAGCCCUCGGAAGAAGAUGAAAACCUGUUCUGGCGACGCGACACCGACCGAGGAGAACACUUCAUUAGAGCUCGCCGAUGAUCUGGACUUCGAACCCUACAUGAAGCUCUUACAGUUCCCUUAUAUUGAGGGGAGUUCAUAUGACUCUAUUGACGGCCUCUUCGGCGGCGAGGUGGUGCAAGAUGGGUCCAACCUUGUCGACCUUUGGAGCUUCGAUGACCUCCCCAUGGAGGGUAGUGUUUAUUAAGAGUCCUCGCUUCUGUUUUUGAUGUAAAUAAAGAACACAAUGUGAGCAUUUCGAUUUCGUUGCAUUCGAGCUAUUCUAACUCGCUGUUCGACGCGUCGAGAGAACUCAUUUAUUUCUAUAUUUGCUUUCUUGUUUCAGGAAUUGAUAUGGUUGGGGUUGGUCUUUGUUUCGUGUUGCGACAAGUCUCUUGCUCGCUGUUUCAAUUUUCAGUUGUUGGACUUGGGUUUCUGUCAUGCUGUCGAAUGAUUUCUUGUUCUGAAUACCGAUCAAAAGCUUAUUAUGGCCGUGUCUCGUUGCCUGUUGUUGUUGUCGAAGAAGCCUGUGAACUUGAUAUUGUCAUGAAGUGAUGAGUUUGCUUUGCUGAAGCUUUGUUGUUUA
Messenger RNA from Ananas comosus (pineapple), 1522 nucleotides. RefSeq names its product ethylene-responsive transcription factor 1-like. NCBI's taxonomy places the organism in Eukaryota, Viridiplantae, Streptophyta, Magnoliopsida, Poales, Bromeliaceae. The transcript has 2 exons. Gene Ontology annotation, biological process: regulation of DNA-templated transcription; ethylene-activated signaling pathway. The record is from RefSeq and is a predicted model, not a curated record. The coding region runs from base 86 to 1144 and encodes 352 amino acids. Gene Ontology annotation, molecular function: DNA binding; DNA-binding transcription factor activity.